CUCACAUAUGGCUCCUUUGCCACAGAAGGGCUGGAGACAACACAGGCAUCUUCGUUUUAUCACAAAACCCCAAAUGAAGCUCAUCAGUAUGUGGGAAUCAUUUGGUUACUUCAGCAAUUCAGCUGGACGUGGGUUGGACUCCUUGUUGCAGAUGAUGACAACGGAGAACACUUCUUGAAGAUUCUGGAGCCUCUGCUUUCCUGGAAUGGCAUCUGCCCUGCCUUCAUAACAAGAAUCACACAGCAAUCCCAUAUGAAUAAGCUGGAUGGAGCAUUUGAUGUAUUAGCAAGAAUACAUGAAGUUUUCACAUAUCGUGAAGCCAGUAUAUUUAUCCUCUAUGGAGACACUCUGACUGUUGCCUGGCUUAGGACCACGAUAUUUCUAGGAGACAUCAAGAGCAGAGAAAAUCCUUCCUUUGGAAAGGUGUGGAUUCUGACAACCCAGAUUGAUCUCCUCUCAACAGGUCUCCACAGAAACUGGGAUUUUCAGCUAUUCCAAGGUGCCAUUUCCUUAGCAAUUCACUCAAAAGAACUACCAGGGUUCAAGGAAUUUGUUCAGAAGGUUAAACCUUCCUGGAACCACAAGGAAAAUUCUCUGAAAGACUUCUGGGAACAAGCAUUUGACUGUUUCUUUCCAGAUCCCACAGUGAUAGUGGAUGAUCUAUGCACUGGAGAAGAAAACCUGGAAAGUCUUCCCACAGGUGUUUUUGAAAUGCAUGUGUCCGGCCACAGUUACAGCAUCUAUAAUGCAGUUUAUGCUUUAGCACAUGCCUUGCAUGCCUCGUUCUUAUCUAAAGCCAGACAUCAUGCAAUGGUUAGGGGAGGAAAUGUUGAUCUACAAUUUCUACAGCCUUGGCAGCUCCAUAGAUCCCUUCAAGGUUUGUCUUUUAACAACUCAGUUCAUGAAAUGGUGUCCUUCAAUGAUAAGGUGAUAACAGGAGGUGGAUUUGAUAUCAUGAACAUAAUCACUUUUCCCAAUAAGUCUUUCCAAAGAGUGAAAAUUGGGAAGUUGGAUCCCAGUGACCAUGAAGGCAAGGAAUUCAUCCUUCAUCAGGCUAUAAUUGUAUGGCAUGAUACCUUUAACCAGGUGACCCCAGUGUCUGUGUGCAAUGGAUGCUGUCCCCUCGGCACUCAGAAGAAAAGGAAAGAAGAGUACCAGUUUUGCUGCUACGCAUGCGACCCAUGCCCAGAAGGGAAGAUUUCAAACCAGAGUGAUAUGAAAGAGUGUUUCCCAUGUCCAGAAGAUCAGUACCCAAAUGAAGAAAAAAAUGGUUGUGAAAACAAAAUUAUACAUUUUCUGUCCUAUGAUGACCAUUUAGGGACAGGUUUAGCCUCAAUUGCCUUUACAUUCUCCUUGACUACAGCAUUAGUGCUUGGAACAUUUAUUAAGCACAACAAUACCCCCAUAGUGAGAGCCAACAACCAGGAGCUCACAUUCAUCCUCCUUAUCUCCCUCUUGCUCUGCUUUCUUUCUUCUUUGCUGUUUCUUGGCCAGCCUGGCACAGUGACCUGCCUGCUCCGUCAACCAACCUUCGGCAUCAUCUUCUCAGUGGCUGUUUCAUGUGUCUUGGCGAAAACAACUAUAGUUUCCCUUGCCUUCAGAGCCACAAAGCCUGGGUCCAGGAUGAAGACAUGGGUGGGGAAAGGGCUGGCAUAUUGCAUUGUGCUCCCCUGCUCUCUCAUUCAAGCCAGCAUUUGCAUUGUAUGGCUGGCAACCUCCCCACCAUUCCCUGAUCUAGAUAAGCACUCUGUUACUGAAGAAAUCAUUGUGCAAUGUGAUGAGGGCUCGGCCAUCAUGUUCUACUGUGUUUUAAGCUACAUGGCCCUCCUGGCCAUUUCCAGCUUUGUGGUGGCUUUCCAAGCCCGCAAAUUACCAGACACUUUCAAUGAAGCCAAGUGUAUCACCUUCAGCAUGCUGGUGUUUUGCGCUGUAUGGAUUUCCUUUGUUCCUGCCUAUUUUAGCACCAAAGGGAAAAACAUGGUGGCUGUGGAGAUCUUCUCCAUCUUGUUCUCCAGUGCUGGUGUGCUGUGUUGCAUCUUCUUCCCCAAAUGCUACAUCAUUUUAUUGAAGCCUGAACUGAACACCAGGGAACAAUUAAGCAUCAGAAAGCAUUAGGUGCACUAUCUUCCACCAUCCAUCUCUCAGGUUUUGAGGAGCAUAGC
Varanus komodoensis (Komodo dragon) is the source of this 2162-nucleotide messenger RNA. Its product is annotated as vomeronasal type-2 receptor 26-like. The annotation marks the transcript as partial. The transcript has 4 exons. The record is from RefSeq and is a predicted model, not a curated record. Gene Ontology annotation, cellular component: membrane. Gene Ontology annotation, molecular function: G protein-coupled receptor activity. NCBI's taxonomy places the organism in Eukaryota, Metazoa, Chordata, Lepidosauria, Squamata, Varanidae. Gene Ontology annotation, biological process: G protein-coupled receptor signaling pathway.